AUGAGGCAGCUGCAGAAAGGAAACCUGAUCUUCUAUGAAUCAGACCUGACAGAGUGUGGCAUCGAUAUCAGAGCAGCCUCAGUGUACUCAGGAGUGUUCACACAGAUCUUUAAAGAGGAGAGAGGGCUGUACCAGGACAAGGUGUUCUGCUUCGUCCAUCUGAGUGUUCAGGAGUUUGUGGCUGCUCUUCAUGUCCAUCUGACCUUCAUCAACUCUGCUGUCAAUCUGCUGGCAGAAGAACAAACAACGUCCCGGCUGUCAAAAGUCUUCAGAGACAAACCUAAACUAACACAUCUCUACCAGUGUGCUGUGGACAAGGCCUUACAGAGUCCAAAUGGACACCUGGACUUGUUCCUUCGCUUCCUCCUGGGUCUUUCACUGCAGACCAAUCAGACUCUCCUACGAGGUCUGCUGACACAGACAGGAAGUAGCUCACAGACCAAUCAGAAAACAGUUGAGUACAUCAAGAAGAAGAUCAGUGAGAAUCUGUCUCCAGAGAGAAGCAUCAAUCUGUUCCACUGUCUGAAUGAACUGAAUGAUCGUUCUCUAGUGGAGCAGAUCCAACAGUCCCUGAGUUCAGGAAGUCUCUCCACAGAUAAACUCUCUCCUGCUCAGUGGUCAGCUCUGGUCUUCAUCUUACUGUCAUCAGAAAAAGAUCUGGAUGUGUUUGACCUGAAGAAAUACUCUGCUUCAGAGGAUGCUCUUCUGAGGCUGCUGCCAGUGGUUAAAGCCUCCAACAAAGCUCUACUGAGUUUCUGUAACCUCUCAGAGAGAAGCUGUGAAGCAGCCAUUUAG
Molecule: messenger RNA, 795 nt
Organism: Micropterus dolomieu (smallmouth bass)
Lineage: Eukaryota; Metazoa; Chordata; Actinopteri; Centrarchiformes; Centrarchidae
Product: protein NLRC3-like
Exons: 4
Coding region: 1-795 (264 amino acids)
Source: RefSeq, a predicted model, not a curated record